Helianthus annuus (common sunflower) is the source of this 2523-nucleotide messenger RNA. Its product is annotated as sodium/calcium exchanger NCL. The record is from RefSeq and is a predicted model, not a curated record. Gene Ontology annotation, molecular function: calcium ion binding; calcium:proton antiporter activity. The coding region runs from base 533 to 2263 and encodes 576 amino acids. Gene Ontology annotation, cellular component: membrane. The transcript has 7 exons. NCBI's taxonomy places the organism in Eukaryota, Viridiplantae, Streptophyta, Magnoliopsida, Asterales, Asteraceae. Gene Ontology annotation, biological process: intracellular calcium ion homeostasis; calcium ion transmembrane transport.
CUUAAACGGGCUUUGCUCCAAAAUUACAAGGUUAGCUCCUCAUUUGGUAUUGAAAAUACUGAUUUUUUUUUUCUAAUAAACAAAUGUAAAAUCAAAUAGAGAUGGGUUCAGAAUAUUAAGAUAUAGAACUAAUUCAUUCUUUUAAUUUUACUAAUUUGAUUAAAUAUAAAAAAUUAAUCAGAAAACCAUAAUUGAAAGUUGAAACACUAUAUACAACUCUUUAUCCUAUUCUUGUGGUUCAGUAAUGUUUAGAGGAGGAAAUAAGUAAUUUUAAAUAUUAGAAAAAGCCAUGAAUAGAGUGAUAAGUAUGUAACAAGUAAUUGUAUAUUCUUGUUCUCAUUCAUGUUUGUAUUUGAAUUUUAUAAAAUUAAAGGAAUUAUGCCCUCUUUUGGAUUGUCCAAAGGAGCCAAAAAUCAGAAUAUCACUAAAAACAGUUUAAACAGCUUCUUGCAAUUCACCAUGCAAACAAACAUAUAAAUACACCUUUGCCUUACAAUCUUUAACCAUAACCCAAACCUUAAUCCCAGCCCACAUGGCUAACAACAACUCAUACAUUACUCUGAUCACCAUCCUCUCCCUCUUCACCGUCGCCGCAGCUGGCCGCUUCAUAACCACCACUUCGCCUUCAGUGUCUGACGGCGUUAAUGAUGGGGACCAAGGCAUACUCCGUCUCAACCCUUUCUACACAUCGUCACCCCAAGAGUGUGAACAGACGUACGGAUUCAUGCCAUGCACCACCACCGCGUUCGGGAACCUGUUCCUCAUUAUCGUCUAUGGUUACCUCAUGUACCUUGCCGCAACUUACCUAUCCGCGGGUAGUGAACUGUUGUUGCAAAUUCUAGGGCCUGGUCUAGUUGGAGGCCUCUGCCUUCCGGCCCUUGGUGCACUUCCGGAUGCUAUGCUUAUUCUAGUAUCUGGACUAUCAGGAAGCAAAGAAACUGCUCAAGACCAAGUCUUGGUCGGAAUGGGGUUGCUGGCCGGUUCAACCGUCAUGCUUCUUACAAGCAUAUGGGGAACCUGUAUCGUCGUUGGCAAGUGUGAUCUACAAAACUCAGUGGCUCAAGAUAACAAAGAUACAAAAGGGUUCAAUUUAAGAGGGUCUGGUGUGAGUACUGAUAUUUGGACAAGCUAUUCAGCAAUGAUAAUGGCGGUAUCCGUGCUUCCUUUUAUCGUUGUUCAACUCCCACAAAUCCUCCAUUCGACUUCCGGAAGACACACUGCGGUUUUAGUAGCCUUAGUCCUCUCGGUUUCGCUUCUAAUCGCAUACUGCCUUUAUCAGGUUUAUCAACCGACAUUGCAGAAGAGACACCUUGAUUUUGCAAAACAUAAACACGUUCGAUCUAGGAUUCUCAAGUACUUGAAAAAGCGUGCACUAGGAAGACUCGUUGAUAGCAACGGUGAACCUAACCAAGAAGUUUUACUCAAGCUGUUUAACUCGAUUGAUGUUAAUCAAGACGGAAGCCUUUCGGUCCCUGAACUAAGGGCAUUGGUCGUAGGCAUGCAGUUGUAUGAGAUAAAUUUGAAUGAAGAUGAUGCUGUGACUAAAGUUAUGAAAGAUUUUGAUACGUCUGAAAAUAAUGAAGUCGAGUUUGAUGAAUUUGUGACGGGAAUUGGAAGAUGGCUCGAUGAGGCCAAAGGUUUUAAAAAGACUACUUCUCUUGCCGGUCCUGACUCGUUGAAGUAUGUUCAUGACUAUUACGAGGAGACGAAGAAAGAACAUGAUCUUUUGGGAGAUCAAACUCAUGAUGACGAAGAAGAAGAGGAAGGGGUGGAUGACCCUCGUACAACCACCAUUAAGGCGGUGUUAUUGUUGUUACUUGGUACGGUUAUAGCAGCUGUAUUUGCUGACCCGCUGGUAGAUGCUGUUGAUAACUUUUCGGCUGCAACGCAUAUCCCGUCUUUCUUCAUUUCAUUCAUGGUACUACCAUUAGCAACGAACUCCAGUGAAGCAGUAUCGGCUAUCAUCUUUGCCACCCGUAAAAAACAAAGAUCUGCCUCUCUAACAUUUUCCGAGUUAUAUGGAGCCGUAACGAUGAACAAUGUGCUGUGCUUAUCGGUGUUCUUAGCACUUGUAUAUGCUAGAGGAUUGACAUGGGAUUUUUCAUCCGAAGUUUUGGUGAUUCUUAUCGUUUGCAUUGUUAUGGGCGUGUUUGGCAGUUGUCGAACCACUUUUCCUCUAUGGACUUCGUUCGUGGCUUUCUUGCUCUAUCCGUUCUCCCUCAUACUCGUAUAUGUUCUUGACUAUGGUUACGGUUGGUCAUAGACACAACUGUUUUUAUGCUAUUUUAGUUUGAAAUAAACCGCAUGUGUCAAGUUACAUUAAAAACUUAAACAUAAAUUAAACUUUAAGAACUAAUCUGGACCACACAUUUUGAAUACAAUUGCGUUUAAAAUGUGUGGUCCAGACUGUUUCUUACGGUUAAUAUUUAUAUUUAAGUUAUAUCCAUAUGUAUCAAGGGCUUGCUAGUUACUACAUAUGAAAUAAUAAAGGUUUGGUUUCUUUGUAAGGUGGGAUUGUCUUGU